UGACCACUGGUCGGAUCCACAACAAGAACGUCUCAUCUCAUCGGGAGCAUAAGCAGAGGCUCCAAAGGCGACUCCUCUAAAUGCGGCCUGUUUGCCCUCUGUACUCUAGAAAGUGUCUGAAGGCGACGGCAGAGAGGAGGUGGUGGCGUGUGCCUGGGAUGGUCAGACCUACAUCAUCGACCACAACCGCGUGGUGCUGCGGUUCCAGUUUGACUAGAACGUCAAUGCUUUCUGUGCAGGUCAGUACACCUGUACGGAUGGCAAGAACAGCCCCUGUCUGGUGUACGUCAGCUUCAACCACAAGAUCUAUGUGUACUGGAGGGUGGAGCUGGAGCGCAUGGAGCCCACCCAUCUCCUUAGGGUCCUGGAGGAGAGGCCGGAGUUCAAGGCCCGGCUGGAGCAACUGGGAGUGGACAGACUACUACUAUGAGUAUACAGAGUGUGACAGUGCAGGGUCUCGAUGGAGGGUGGCCAUCCCCCACAAUCUGGGCACCUGCUCAGCCCUGCCUACUCCCACCAGAGGAACAGACUGCUCAUUCUCGUGUGCGGCGGGAGAGUUCCUAGAGAUGUCCGCUCAGCAAUGUACGCCGUGUGCGGCCGGCUCCUAUUCGCUGGGCAGUGGGGUGCGUUUCGACCAAUGGGACACUAUCCCUGCCGGCUUCACCAGCCUGGCCACCUACAUGGACCCGGGACCCAGUGUAGAGGAGAGUCAGGCCUGUAAUAGCUCAUCGUGGACGCCGCAGGGUGUGUAUCUGGAGUCUAGUCGUGAUGAGUGCACCGUGUCUCUGGUCUACGCUGUGCAUCUGGAGAAGCAGGGCUCUGUCUCCUUCAGCUACCAGUACCCUGACAACAACAUAUUUUUUGAGUUCUAUGUCCAGAACGAGCAGUGUCAGGAGAUGGCACAGACCGACGAUCAGAAGUGGAUCAAACUCACCACCAAUGGAGAGUGGGACACACACACGGUGAAUCUGAAGUCUGGCACUAACAUACUGUACUGGAGGACGACAGGGAUCCUGGUCGGAGGGAAGAUGGUUAAACCAGUGUUGCUCAGGAACAUCCAGAUUGAGGGUGUUGCCUACACCUCAGAGUGUUUCCCGUGCCGACCAGGCUGGUUUAGCUCCGCCCCUGGCUCCUCCUCUUGCCAGCCCUGCCCCAGGAACACAUCGUCUAACAAGGGAGCCGCCUCCUGUACUCCCUGCCCCGACACACAGUACUCACAUGAAGGAUGGUCACAGUGUAAGGAGAGGCCUCCGUGUUCGGAGAAGGAUUACUUUCAGAUCCACACAGCCUGCGACAGCGAGGGAAAGACGCAGGUGAUGUACCGGUGGGUGGAGCCGAGGAUCUGUGAGCAGAAUGUGACGGGCGCUGUGGCACUGCCCCCUACAGGGGAGAGAGAGGCCUGCCCGCCCUGUAACCCUGGUUACUACAACACCAACGACUCCACCUGCUUCCCCUGUCCUCCUGGAACACACUCUGACGGCACCUCAGUGUGUGAGGAUUGUCCUGCAGGGACAGAGCCAGUACUGGGGUACGAGUAUAAAUGGUGGAACGUCCUCCCUUCCAACAUGAAGACUUCCUGCUUCAACGUGGGCAACUCCAAAUGUGACGACAUGAACGGCUGGGAGGUGGCAGGGGAUCACAUACGCAGCGGUGCUGGAGGCUCGGAUAACGAUUACCUCAUCCUGAACCUGCUGGUUCCUGGCUUCAAGUUACCCACAUCACUUGCUGGGAUGACCGGGACUGAGUUUGGCCGGAUCACCUUCGUCUUCGAGACAAUCUGCUCUGCCGACUGUGAGCUCUACUUCAUGAUGGAUGUGAACAGGAAGAGCACCACGGUGGUGGAGUCAUGGGAGGGGAGUAAGGAGAGACAGAGUUACACACACAUCAUGACCAGAAAUGCCUCCGUAUCAUACACUUGGGCCUUCCAGAGGACCAACCAGGCUCAGGACGUGCGGCGGUACAUCAGUGAUGUGGUGAUACUCUACUCGGUGAGCGUGACAAACGUCCAGGAUGGCGUGGCAUCUGCGUGCCGGGCCUGCGCCCUCCUAUCCCAGAGUUCUCAGCGGUCUGGGUCGUCGUCGUGUAUUCCAUGCCCAGCUGGGUUCUACAUUGACAGAGACACCAACCGGUGCCAGGAGUGCCCCCCCAACACAUACCUGUCUGGUCACCACACAUAUGGAGAAGACGCGUGUUUGCCCUGUGGCCCCGGGAGUAAGAGCAACAAGGAGCACUCUCGUUGCUAUAGCGACUGCUCCUUCAGUCACACGGAGAACAACCGCACCCUGACCUUUGACCUGAGCUCUCUGAGCACCGUGGCCUCGCUCACCAUCGGCCCCAGCUUCACCUCUAAAGGCACAAAGUAUCUCCACGUCUUCAAUAUCAGCCUGUGUGGACACCAGGGGAAGAUGGCAGCUGUCUGCACAGAUAAUGUCACUGAUAUCGCCAACAAGGACAUGGGGAGUGAUUCCACCCAGUUCGUCAACUCAGUGGACAGCUUCAUCUGUCAAUCAACCAUCAUUCCUGCGGAUGGGCGGGGCUUCAGGAUGGCUCUGGCAUCCCAGUCUAUCAGUCUGGCUGAUACCUUCCUUGGAGCGACAGUGGACAGUGAUUUAGACGGAAUAAACACUAGACCAGAACUCUUCUCUGACAACUCAAAAACCAUACCAGACAUCAACUUCUUCUACAGGUCUACUCAGGCGACUGGAUCCUGCCAGCGUGGUCGGAGUGCGGUCAUGACCAUACGCUGCAACCCAGAGAAGACGGACCGCGGGCAACUCACAGUGCCCAGUGCGUGCCCUGCAGGUACGUGUGACGGCUGUACGUUUCACUUCCUGUGGGAGAGUGGGAGCGCCUGUCCCCGCUGCACCCAGGAUGACUAUCACCAGAUAGAGGGAGCCUGUAAGGGAGGGGCCCAGGAGACUCUGUCUGUGUGGAAUGAGCCAAAACUGUGCAUCAAAGGCAUUUCCCUGCCAGCUAAGAGCUCCGCCCCCUGCGAGGCCAUCGCCCUAUGGCUAAAGGUGGGGGUAGGGGGCGGGGCCUUCUUGGCUGUGCUGCUCGUCUCUCUCACCUGCUAUUUCUGGAAGAAGAACAAGAGGCUGGAGUAUAAGUAUUCUCGGCUGGUGAUGUCAGCCAAUAAGGAGUGUGAGCUGCCGGUGGCAGAUAGCUGUGCCCUGGCCGAGGGGGAGGAGCUUGAGGAUGACGUGGUCUACUCCCACAAACCCUCACUGCUCGGGAAACUCAGGGCCAUCGCCAACAAGCAGAGGGAGGGAGACAGCAGUGAAUCGGUACAGCUGAAGUCAUCCCAGUCUGAGAGAUGGGUCUGGGGGUAACGACGAGGAAGAAAGAAGAGAGAAAGGGAAAGAAGGAAGGAAGGAAGGAAGGAAGGAAGGAAGGAAGGAAGGAAGGAAGGAAGGAAGGAAGGAAGGAAGGAGAGAGAGAGAAAGGGAAAUAGAGAAAGAAGAAGCAAGAGUUGGUAGGGUUGGCACUGAGUUCCAUUCCUCUUCAUGUCUCCUGGGCUCUGCUUAUUCCCGAGGACUCCAUCGUGGCUCCAGCUGCUCCAGUUUCCUCUGCAAAGGUACCUGUUCCCAUGAUUCUGACUGAAACUGGAAAGUGGUUUGGCUCCCCACCCUAGACCCUACCACACAGGGGAACACAACCAUGCUUAUUGCCAUGGAUAUUGAAGGGCUGCAAAUGAAAGAAACUGUCACUGUUUUUGUAUAUUUUGUAUUGUCAUUUGGAGUUUAUCUGUACAGUCAUGUCUAAAGUAUUCAUAAUUAUUAGUGGUGUUAUGAUUUAUCUUUAUUAAAUUCUCACUUGCCUUUGGG
This is a messenger RNA of Salvelinus fontinalis (brook trout), 3824 nucleotides long. Its product is annotated as endosome/lysosome-associated apoptosis and autophagy regulator family member 2-like. The record is from RefSeq and is a predicted model, not a curated record. Gene Ontology annotation, biological process: positive regulation of BMP signaling pathway. Bases 81 to 3329 code for a protein of 1082 amino acids. The transcript is spliced from 24 exons. Lineage: Eukaryota; Metazoa; Chordata; Actinopteri; Salmoniformes; Salmonidae.